Messenger RNA from Prionailurus viverrinus (fishing cat), 1771 nucleotides. It is a transcript of the gene ASCL5, whose product is annotated as achaete-scute family bHLH transcription factor 5. Gene Ontology annotation, molecular function: DNA-binding transcription factor activity, RNA polymerase II-specific; RNA polymerase II transcription regulatory region sequence-specific DNA binding; protein dimerization activity. The transcript is spliced from 2 exons. The record is from RefSeq and is a predicted model, not a curated record. Lineage: Eukaryota; Metazoa; Chordata; Mammalia; Carnivora; Felidae. Bases 662 to 1234 code for a protein of 190 amino acids. Gene Ontology annotation, biological process: regulation of transcription by RNA polymerase II; developmental process.
ACAAUUGGAACAGCAAGACUUUGGGAGGGAAGCCCAGGACACCCCCACUGGCAACUUCCUCUACUGCAAGUUGGAUUUGAGGGUUUGGAGUCCUGCUGGCCCUUAAUAAAGCAGCCGUGCAGGGUACGAUGUGAACGUAUCGUGGUCCUAAAGGGGGAAGCUCGGUGUGCUCGCGUCAUGAGAAACAUGUCCCUGAGCUGAGCGGGCACACUCCUAACAGCAGCCGGCGGUUUGCAGCCCAGGCAGCCGGGGGAUCCCCAAGGCCGUGAGGAACAAGAACCAGAAUGGAGCCCCAGGGUUAGUGCCCGCGGGAGGUGCGCAUGCUGGGCUCAGGAGGGGGCGGGGUGCAGAGGUCUGCCGUCCUGCCCACAUGGGCGCCCCGGAAGAGGGCAGGGGUCCCCAGAGUUGUGCAGCGCCACUACUGGACUGGAGAGGGUGCCUGCUGAGUCCCUGCGAGGAGCCCCGCUAGGCCACAACGAUGACUGGUGUUUGGGACACCUCGGAGGCCAUCCCACAGGGCAAAGAGAAGCCCUAACCAAUCCUCGUACCCCAGGGCCGUGGCUGGCGAUGUGACUCGUCCCCGUGGUCAGGACGGUGCAGACCCCAGGCGGGGGCGAUUCCCGGGGAGGGUCUCACUCUGGGUCCAGCUCCACGCGGCACCAUGAACAAUAACUUCUGCCGGACCCUGGUGGACCGGCGGUCCCUGGCGCCCCCCAGCUGCAUGCAGUUGGGCGUCGUGCCCCCUCCGCGCCGGGCGCCCCUGCCCCCCGCCGAGCCCCUGGGCAACGUGCCCUUGCUGCUGUACCCAGGCCCGGCCGAGCCGCAGUAUUACGACGCCUACGCGGGCGUGUUCCCCUACGUGCCCUUCCCCGGUGCUUUCGGGGUGUACGAUUACCCCUUCGAGCCCGCCUUCAUCCAGAAGCGCAACGAGCGCGAGCGGCAGCGGGUCAAGUGCGUCAACGAGGGCUACGCGCGCCUCCGCGGCCACCUCCCGGGCGCCCUGGCGGAGAAGCGGCUCAGCAAGGUGGAGACCCUGCGCGCCGCCAUCCGCUACAUCAAGUACCUGCAGGAGCUGCUGAGCGCGGCCCCCGACGGCGCGCAGCCCGCGGGCUCCCCGUCCGACUGCCCGGGCGACGGCGAGGCCCGGGGGCCCGCCUCCCUGGUGCCCGAGUCGUCCGAGUCUUCCUGCUUCUCCUCCUCGCCUUUCUUUGAGUCGGAGGAAUCCAGCCACUGAUCUGGGAUAGAGCAGGCACCACAGAGACCGGAGGAGCCCCGUCGGAGCAGUGAGGGCGCCGGGCCCAGGGAAGUUGCGGGUGCGCGCCGCGCCCGCUCCAGGCCUCAGGAGGGCAGCCCGGGACGGCCGUCCCUGGAUGGGUCUCCGUCUCUGCUUCAGCCCGCGGCGGGGUGGUGCAUAACCCGCCGUGGUGGCCCUGCCCCGUCCUCUGUCGCCACAGGCGCAACCCUGUGUCUACGACUCCCUAGGAGGCCAGCCGGUCUUUGGUUUGGAUGAGCCGUGCCCUUGCCGUUCACGAGAUGGCCUCAAACACUAGCGUCCACUUUGGGAGCUGGCUUGCCACCCCCGCCUCCCACCCCACCCCGAGAGGAACCCAGAGGCCACGGCGGAGGCCAGACUACUGCUUGCCAUCGGCCGAGAUCGAGAUCAGACUUGGGAAGAAGCCCAGAGGGGGCCUUGGUGGUGCCCUCUGGCUUCCCUGAUGGAGGGCUAGGAUCCACCCCCAGCCCUAACCUCCUGGUGUAGCCUUUUCAUACU